Molecule: messenger RNA, 1755 nt
Organism: Nasonia vitripennis (jewel wasp)
Lineage: Eukaryota; Metazoa; Arthropoda; Insecta; Hymenoptera; Pteromalidae
Exons: 1
Coding region: 299-1525 (408 amino acids)
Source: RefSeq, a predicted model, not a curated record
GUCAAGAUUGAAACCGGUCAACCGAAUAUUUUAAGUAUUUAUACCGAAAAACGAUCAAGAAAGCACACGCCUUCGUGUUGCUCGUGGAGAUAUUUGGCUUGUAUUAUAAUCAACCGUCGCGAAGAGCGAACGUUAGUGGGUCCUUGUCACAGUUUGACUGAGACCGCAGACUAGUGUGGAUCGCAUACCGCUGCGAGUGUCUUAUUUGUACAUAUAUAUUGUCGCAGUAGUCAUAGAAUUAUAGCUCGCAAUCGGUAACUAGAUUUUGCGCAAACAAAUAAAAAGAUUUUUUUAAGAUAUGUCGCCUAAUAGUAACAACGGUUCAAUUUGUGACAACUUCAUCAGCCUCGACGAAGUAUCAACCAUCCUCGGCAAACUCUAUCCCUCGAGUAACGUGAAGAUCCUAAAUUACUUUCUCGAGCCGUUCUCCGAUGAGCCGUUCGGGUACUUGAGCAUGCACAACCUGCUGACCGUGGAGAUACUGGAUCCGGACGAGUCUCGAUCCAGCCAAUUGGAGGAGGCAAAAACCUGCACCCUCACUUUCUUUGUGAAAAGCAUGUUACCCUCUCCCACAGUGUGCCAAAAGCUGUUAUUCGAAGAGGAGUCCAAGUUUUUCCGCGAGGUCGUGCCGCAGCUGCUCGAAAACUACAAGUCGGAGUUCUGGGCAGCCGAAUGCUACCUAGCCAAGCAGAACGUGAUCGUCAUGGAAGACCUUAGGGUCCGAGGUUUCAAAAUGCCCUCCAUUCAUCUCUCAGAAAAUCAAUUGAUCCUGUCGGUGGCCAGUCUCGCCCGAUUUCACGCCUCGUCAAUGCUGCUGGAGGAAAAGCUUAAGGAGCCUCUGGACAAGGUAUAUCCAGGUCACUUCGAGGAGAAGCUUCUAAACAUCGAGGGUGUGGGCAAGAAAUGGUUGAUAACAGGAAUGGAGGCAAUCGAAGCCGUGGCCAAAUCCGUUCGUUUGGAUCCGACGAACUGCUGGUCGGCUUACAGAGAGAGCUUGGACAAGGUUAAACCUGUUCCGGGCCAGAAGAACGUUCUGUCGCACGGAGACACCUGGUGCAACAACAUGAUGUUCCGGGAGGGGAUGUACACCUGUCGACUGGUGGACUUCCAGAUGGUCACCUACAGGUUCUACGCCGUCGACCUCGUGCAGUUGAUCUACCUGAACGUCGAUCGCGACGUUCGAUGUGAGUUGGAGAACGACCUGAUUCAGGUUUACCGCAAAGUGCUGAACCAGUGUUUGAGAUCACACGGCUACGGAGGUCGACUCAUGAGUUCGGACGAAUUGGUCAAAGACGUUGAGGAGAUGAGGGUAGUCGGAAUGAUUCUGGCGGCGCUGAUCUUUCCGAUCGCUCUGUUGAACGGAGAACUGAAGGAGGAGUUCACGAAGGAUCCGGAGCAGCUGAAACGGUACAUGUACGUCAAUCGCAAGGAUUUCGUGUUGAGCGCUUUCGAGAAGAGCGACGAGUACAGAGACAAGAUCAUGGGCAUCGUCAAGGACCUCACGGAUUUUAUGAAUAGCCGUUAGUAGGCACCUCUGCGGUUUUUAUAUUCUUUGAUUUUGUGUGUAUUGUACACUUAUUUAUUUACAUCGCGAUGAUUAUAUGUUUUUUUAAGAAUUUUGUUUUUAUCCGCUGGCAAGAAAGCCCGACGAACCACGUCGGGAACUUGACCACUAAAUUGAUAUUGGAAUAAAACUGUGAUAUACUAUAAAAUCGCACAACGAAAGACAACAAUUACAGAAUCCGCAAGCUUGUU